AUGCCCUGCGGCCCUGCGGCCCGGCGCGCAGGCCUGAAAUGUGAGCUGUGCUCUCGAGGAUAUUACUGUGCUGGGGGACGACCUCAGUGGGCUUCAAGGAUUCCCUGUGCCAAUGGUGAAACGACUCUGUCCAAGGGAUCAGCUUCCAGGGACGCGUGUAUUUGUGCGAAGGGCUUCGAACCCAGUGGAGCGGAUGGCUGCACGGCUUGUGCCGUUGGGUCUUAUAAGGAUUUCGAAGGCAACGACGGGCAGUGCAUUGUGUGCCCAGAAAAUUAUACAACUUAUGCAGUUGGUGCAAUUUCAAACUCUUCUUGUUAUGAAGAGACGCCUGUAGCGGGCAGUGGCAGUGGCAGUGGGGAUUUGCAGAGCUCAGCAACAGUCCCGGCAAUUUCUUUCAGCUUUUCAAUUGGACAAAUUCCAGCCACUGAAGAUCCAGAGACACUUCGCGCACAGCUCAUUGACAUGUUCCUGACAAGUUUGGCUGCCUCCACCGGAGUCGAUCCUUCGGCCAUUGAAAUUGACUUUGGAAAUCUUUUCGGCCGACGGCUUGGAGAUUUGGCACCGGAUAUUUUUGAGUCUCGGCGGCUCUUUGAUCUGUCAGACAUCGUCAUUACCAUCAACACGCGAUCCGAUGCCGAAGCGCAGACAACUGCUGCGGACUUGUCAGUUCAAACGUUGAACAAUGAAAUCGCUGGUGCAGUGCAAUCCAAUCCGACAUUGUCCAGCGCCGGCAUUCAGCUGAACAUGACUUCUGCACCGGAGACCAAGUAUGUGACGGUCACUUGUGCUCGACAUCGCUCAAUACCUCCAGGUUUUCCAGUCCAGAGUGCGGCUGACUGCCAGUGCAGUCCUGGUUAUGGAUAUGAUCCGACCAGCGACUUUUGCACUGCAUGCCUCAAAGGUGAAUACAAGGCCGACAUUGCCAAUGCCGUUUGUACCAGAUGUGGGGCACAAAGAUCCACAGUGCAGACAGGCUCAAACUCGAGCCAAGACUGCAAAUGUCAGGAAGGGCUCUAUGAUGAUGACAUGGGCUCCUGCACUACGUGCCCCGAGGGCUCCUAUUGUACCGGAGAUGGGCAAAAAGUAUUGUGCCCCAACAAUUCCACCACCACGAAUCAAAGAAGGGCAAGAAGUGAUUGUAGUUGCAAACCAGGCUACUUUGCUGUCAGAACAUUUUACGCUGACGGAUCUCAAGAGACUGAUUGCCAACCUUGCCCGCGCAAAAGCUACAAACCGAAUCUUGGGGAUGGGGAGUGUCCGCUCAAGUGCCCUGCGAAUGCCAACAGUGAACUGGGCGCAGUUACACUGGCCGAUUGUUUCUGCGAACCCAAUUUCUAUGCAAGCAUUGAUAGCAACAGCGGGCAACUUGAUAAAUGUAUUCUCUGCACCUUUGAAGGCCUUGACUGCAGAGGUGGCUUUGAGAAUCAGACUAAUCACACUGCGACUUCUGGGCCAGGGGUUCAUGCCUUGCCUAUAGCCCAGCCUGGCUUCUUCCAGACAGGGCUGACGACGGCCACAUCGUGCGACGUUCUCAUGCCGGACGGGUCUUCAGCCUGCAUGGGUGGUCAAGGCUGCGUCUCGCAACGGCUUGGCCUGCAAGCUCCAGCCGGUUGCCACGGUCCCUUUGGCAAUGGAUGUGGAACCGGCUCCGCUGGCGUUCUUUGUGGUCACUGCCCAGACGGUUAUUCGCGUGAUAGCUAUCCAGACUACUGUCAGAUCUGCCCUGACGACCCUGGAAGUGUGCUUGCAGAAAUUCAGCCGUCCAAGCGGGCCCAGAGGCACCUCACGGACGAACAAAAGGAGGAAUAUGCCAUAGGACUGGCCCGUGAAGGUUUUGACAAGAAAGCCUGCACCGCCCUGCUUUCGCAGGGGCUUUGCCCAGAGACGCCUGAGAUUGUUGCUGCCCUGCGCCUGCUGCAUCCGACGUCCCCAGCCCCCUCGGUGCCUCCAUUGCACGAGCUGCCCAUGGCCCCAGUGCUAGACGUCGAGUGCGUCAGCAAAGCUCUUCGGAGCUUCCCUGCCGACACGGCGCCUGGCCCUACCGGCCUGCGGAUCCAGCAUGUGCGGGACGCCCUGGGGCUUGGUGCGGGAGAUGCUCUCAUGGACCAGUUGACGGCGGUGGUUAACCUGCUCGUGCAAGGGCAUGCAUGCAGCAGCAUCAUGCCUUUGCUUGCUGGGGCGGGGCUGGUGGCAUUACCUAAGCCAUCCAAAGGUGUGCGUCCAAUUGCUAUUGGAGAGCUCCUGCGCCGCCUGACGGCCAAGUGCCUCAUGCAUGAGGUGGACUUCCGGAAUGCCUUCAACACCGUCAGUCGUGACGUGGUGCUACGAGAAGUGCGGCAGCACUUCCCUGCCUUGGCCCGCUGGGCAACCUGGUGCUACCAGGCAGCCAGCACCUUGCAGUUUGGCAGUGCUCUGGGAACGCUGCAGCAAGCUUCUGCCAACCUGGGGCUGACUUUGAACCUUGACAAGAGUGAAGCUAUUGCAGUUGGAAGAACCAGCUCUGCCGCCUUGGCGGCGCACCUGCCUUCUGCUUUGCUCACUCAACCUGAUGGGGUGAGCCGUGUUUUGAGGGACUUUGAAUUUCUGGGUGCAGCCAUUGGACGGCCUGCUUUUUUGGAAGCACACGCCGCCAGCCGUGUUGAAGCUGCCAGCAAGCUUCUGGACGCUGUUGGAGAACUUCCUGAUCCUCAAGUCGCCUUGCGGCUGCUCCGGGCCUCAGCGGGCUUUGCCCGCCUGGUGCACACCAUGCGGUGCUGCCCUCCUGCAGGACACAGCCAAGCCCUCGGGAAAUUUGACCAGCUCGUGCAAACUUGUUUCAGCACUUUCAGCGGUCUGCACCUUGAACCUAGCCAGUGGGAGCAGGCCACCCGUGGCUUGAGCCAUGCUGGCCUCGGACUUCGCUCCACCCGCCAGCAUGCCGCUGGUGCCUACUUGUCCUCUGUGGGCGGAUGUGUUGACCUCUGCGGCGACUUGGACAGCGGCUACUGGGUGGACCACUCCGGGGACAUUGCUGCCGCUUUGUCCGACCUGAAUGCCGCCCUCCCCCCAAACCAACAAUUGGCGGCCACCACGGCCUUGGCCCAUACGCAAAAGCAGCUCAGCAACUUGGUGGAUGAGGCAGGCUGGACAUCGCAACUUGCCGGCGCCUCGGCCGUUCAAAAAGCCACUCUCCUUUCUGAAGCAGCUCCUGGUGCCAGAGCGUUUCUCACUUGUGUCCCAAGCGGGCGCACCAAGAUGGAGCCUGCCCUCUUCCUUGCGGAAGUGCGUGUGCGGCUUGGUGUGCCUGAAGCCAGCCAAGAUGCUUGGUGUCCCAAGUGCGAUGCAGUCCUCGACACCCAUGGGCAUCAUUCUGGCAUGUGCCUAGCUGGCGGGGAGCGCGUGCUUCGGCACAACGCGCUCCGCGACCUGGUCUACAGCUGGGCUGAGAGGGCGUGCUUACGGCCUGAAAAGGAACGGGCUGGGCUUCUGCUGCCCCAACGGCCAGAUGACGUCAGCAGCGCCCGCCGCCGACCAGCCGAUGUAUACCUUCCCUCUUUCCUUGGUCGUCCAACUGCACUUGACUUUGCCGUCACGGCACCUCAGCGGUUGGACGUUCUUGGAGCCAGGGGAGCCACUACAGCUGCUGUGGCUUAUGCUGACCACAAGCGCCGACAUCUCGACACUGCGGCUGCAUGCGAAGCCCAGCAAGUCGCCUUUUUGCCGAUGGUGGUUGAGACCACCGGGGCUUGGGCCCCCGAGGCUGCCAAGGCAUUGGGGCACAUUGCUCGCUGCGUUGCUGCAGGCACUAUGGCAGACCCCGCUGCUGCGACCUUGCUGCAGCAGGCAUGCGUCCUGGUGCGAUCUUGGCGGGCCAGGGCGGCCUUGCGCCGCAGGGCUUUGGGAAUUGCGUCGGACCUCAUUCAAAAGGCCUUCAUGAACUUUGUGGUGGCUGUGAUGGCUGCCACGACUGCGGUGAAAGGGGGUGUGAAGCUUCACACCAGCAUCAUUCGUAUCGGCUCGCAAUGGAUAGCAGCUUGUUCUGUCCUCCUAGAGUUCAAUCUGGACCAACUCAAAAGCUUUGCUUGGUCAGAGGACGAGGAGGAGAUGAAGCAAUUGCAAGAAUGCGCUGAUGCAAAUGCCACUGCAUGCAACACGGAUUCGGAGGGGCUGAAAAUGCCUUGGCCUCCAGAAGCCACGCAAGCGAUGCAGAGCCUCUUUUCGGUUUUGAACGUCGUGCCGCGAAUCGCCACGGUGGAAUUCGCAACGAGCUGUUUUGCUCAAACCAUCGUGCAGAAUAAAGAGAUGAAAGGUUUGAAGCUGAUGGGUCCUGCGGUGUACUACCUGACAAACCCCAUUUUUGCGAUGGUCAGUGUGUAUCUCGUGUGUGCCUCUGUGGUUUAUGGCUUGGUUCCUUUGGCCAACAAGUUUGGCGUACACUUCAAUCCCAAAGCAAAGCGACAGAAGGCAACAAGAGCUGCCAUUGAGAAGCUGUCCAUGUGUUUGGAACCACUGUUGCCCGGCCUUGGACUCACUUGGGAAGACGUCAAGGAGUCCGGGGUGCUAGAAACAGCAACCUUGGAGAGCAUCGAGGAUGGCAUUGAAGCUCCUCAUGAAUUCAUCGAGGGAGAGCUAGCCUUCUCAAAACCCCUGGCUAUAAAGAUGUGCCUACAACGUGCUCGCAGUGAAUCGUAUUUGGCGACUCUUUCGAGGCGGAUUCGGCUGAACUGGGAUGCCUUCACUGCCAAGCCUGAGCUGCUGGUGUGGGGAAUGACACCAGAAAGCUUGCAGGAAACAGCCACACAGCAGUUGAGUCCAAGCGAACUGGAGACAUUUGCGAAGCGGGCCCUGGUGUGGAAACAUCGAGCUAUCGUUCAAGAGGAAGCUGAGCUGGCCGAUGUGGACCCGUUGGAAGUUGCAGCAAAGGUGGCAGAUUCUUACGACUCCGCAGCGGACCUUUACCAGAGGGUCUUUGCCGGCGAGCAAACGGAGGCCUUCACAGCAUUAUGCAGGGCAACAUGCGAUGCAGUGAGGCGACCACUUCUACAGGGAUCCCACAGCAAACACACGCUGGUCACGGAGGGUCAGCUUAUGUCACGCACGACUGUGGAUAUCGAAACUCUCGACUUCGGCCUGUUCUCAUCUCGACCGUUGCCGCGGAGACUGUUCGUUGAAUGUAUCCCAGUUUUUUGGGUCAUGCUUCUGUCUAUGUGGCCAACCUUGCUGUCCAACUUCUUGAAACUGCUCUGGUGCGUGCCGAUUUUGGAGGACAAUGACGCAGGGAUCACCAUCACAAAGCAGCGACUAAAGCCUGAUCCGGAAUUGAUCUGCUGGAGCCGGGAUCAUUUUCUGGUUGCAAUCAUGUGCUUCAUUGGGCUUUCAGUUUGGUGUCUUGGUGUUCCCAUCCUGCUGUAUUUGAAUAUUUGGGCGAUGAAAGACAGACAGAGCCCGGACAACAACCGAAAGUAUGGCUUCUUCAUUCAGGGCUACGAGCCACAAUUUUGGUGGUGGGACAUCAUCGUCAAGCGUUUGGAUGUUGGCACGAUGAAUCUGGUGACCUACACUAGCCUGGCAGCUGAUGAAAAGGCGAAGCUCUUGCUGUUUCCCAUCCUUUCAGGUUGCCAGCUGGGAAUCUUUUCCUGGUACAAGCCAUUUACAGAGGCGCAAGGUCGCAUUCUGGAUGUGCUGGAAAUGACCCUGCUGAUCACGAGGUUCAGCCUUUUCAGUGUGGUCUCCAUCAUUUUGAUCUUCAACCCAUCGACCACGGUCACAAUGGUCCUGGCGGGCUCGCUGGUCUCCUUGAUGGCAUUCACCUGUGCCUUCUUUGGGCUUCACAUCGUGGCACAGUUUCUCAGAGGAGCAGCAGAAGACAUGGCCCAGGAGAAAAAGGAGCAGGAAAAGAGCCCCAAAAAGAACAAAAAGGAGGGGAAAUCCAUGGCCAACCUUGCAGGCGUGCGCCUAGGGGUUGAAGCCUCCACCCAUCUCCACCUCACGGCCCGUUUCAGCAUUGUCCAAUUGUCUGAUCUGACGGCCCUGGCAGUCUCGAUCAAGAACUUUGCUAUUCACACCGCCUUGCCGUUCUUUCUGCCCAGUGACGAUGAGAAGUUCCUUCUGCAGUGGUCUCCUCAAAUGACCGACGUUGAAGUUGUGAGCGCGGCACAGAUCAAGGCAGAGCAGGUUAGUGCAAGACGGCGUCGCUGCACUCGUUUGGUUUCUGUGUGCAAGCAACUUCGGGCUCUCGUGUUACGCCUUGGCCCCUCUGUGGAGCGACAAAACUUCGCCAAGGCCAUCUCCGAGUUUAGCGCACUUUGGCUCGAUUCCUUUGACCAGGCGACCCUACCGAUAGACACCAUCUAUGUGCUUCUCAUCCUUGCGGAAACCUCUGGCUACAUUCCCACCCAGACCCCCCUGGCUGAAACUGCUUCGCAGUGGCACCACCACGCCCGCAGCUUCAUACAUGGUGAGCAGCAUGGCAAGUUUCUGUCGGCCGACAACUUGGUGGAGGCACGCGUUCGACUACUGAAGCUUGGGGCAGAGGAUGCCGUCAAUCUGGUGCCGAAGCUGCACUUGGUAAAGCCUGGAGAGGUCUGGAUUUCUUGA
This is a messenger RNA of Cladocopium goreaui, 6576 nucleotides long. The record is from the annotation of a GenBank genome assembly. NCBI's taxonomy places the organism in Eukaryota, Dinophyceae, Suessiales, Symbiodiniaceae.